Gadus morhua (Atlantic cod) is the source of this 3771-nucleotide messenger RNA. It is a transcript of the gene tmem229b, whose product is annotated as transmembrane protein 229B. Bases 240 to 776 code for a protein of 178 amino acids. NCBI's taxonomy places the organism in Eukaryota, Metazoa, Chordata, Actinopteri, Gadiformes, Gadidae. The record is from RefSeq and is a predicted model, not a curated record. The transcript is spliced from 2 exons.
GGAGAGAGAGCGAGAGAGAGGUUGAGAGCUACACUAGUAAGAGAAGCCGGUAACGGACGAGCCAGACCACACAGCACGAGCGGCGGAUCCCGGGAUAUUGCACCGAAUGUGAACGACAGUCCACAGGCGUCCCCGGGCACUUUCACAGGACAGUCGUAGCUUAAGGUCUGCGUGGCGUCAGCCAGGAGGGGAGGGGCUAAACGGCGUGCGAGGUGCCGAGGCUCCGCGGCGCCCCAGCGAUGGCGACGGCCGCGCCCCCGGCCGCGCCCCUGACGACGCUGUCCCGCUGGUACCUGUACGCCAUCCACGGCUACUUCUGCGAGGUGAUGUUCACCGCCGCCUGGGAGUUCGCCGUGCACCGCGACUGGAAGUUCCCGGGCGUGACCAGCGUGUGGGCGCUCUUCAUCUACGGCACGUGCAUCCUGAGCGUGGAGCGCAUGUACCUGAGGCUGCGCGGCCGCGUGCCGCUGCCGCUGCGCUGCGUGCUGUACACGCUCUGGACGUACGUCUGGGAGUUCAGCACGGGGCUGCUGCUGCGGCAGUUCGACGCCUGUCCCUGGGACUACUCCGCCUUCAGGUACAACUUCAUGGGGCUGGUCACGGCCGAGUACGCCCUGCCGUGGUUCUGCGCCGCCUUCCUGGCCGAGCGGCUCGUCAUCCGCAAGACGCUGCGGCUCCGCCUCCACCGCGACCCCGCCGAAGGGGGGAGGGCGGCGAGGGGAGACGGGGAGGCGGGGGCCGGGGGCGGGACCAAUGGCUACCUGAAGGCUGAAUGACCCCCAACCCCCCCCCCCCCCCCAACACCAGCUGCCCGUCCUCCCACCCAGUACUGGACCAGUCUGCUCCCAGUAAUGGACCAGUUUGCUCCCAGUACGCGGUGCGGCUCGGGAAAAGGGCUUUUUAAAAAACAGGAAAUAAAAGCGAUUCAUUACGCUGUUUAGCUCCAUGCUAACUAUCCGUCCUCAGCUAGCAUGCCUUCUCCGUCCGAUUCGGUUCACCUUGAGCGGGUCCGGUUCUUAUAAACCACAUGCAACCUUUGACCUCUUCCUCCUCCUCCCUCCUCCUCAUCUUAUCCAAGAGGACCCUGCGAAGUGUGAGCUUCAAGUGCAACGGACCCUGACGAAGUAUGACGUCAGAGAAGAAGACAAAGUGGUGAAGAGGAGAAAAGUAAAACACAGCAGCUGGGAAUAAAGAACUCCUGAGGGUCGAAAGGACAUACAACCGUAACUUGGUUGACUGUGGUUGAAUGAUGUCUUUUUCUAAACGGGUCUUCUACUAUUUAUUAACCUUCAGAGUACUGUAGUCGCACACUGUUCCGGACUGAAGCGUUUCCAACGCCGUGGAGAAUGUCUUUCUACUGUGAGUGAAGCGCCCGAUGCCUGACGCUAUGCAUGUGAAAUCCUGUCUUCCAAACAUGAAGAACGUCCUCCAUUACUCCGUCCAUCCCCGUUCACUCUCCGGUCGGCCAUGUGUCACAUGACCCGUCACAUGACCUGCGUUCACUGUGCGGCUCGGCAGGUGUUUGAGCUGAGGGUCAGAUGAUGAAUCAGGGCCAUCAACAAGAGGGGCGGAAUGGAACACCUACCAGUUGUACUGUGGCAUCACAGCUGAUCAUUAUUUUAAUAGUCGAUAGAUGGUGUGAAGCAUUGUCAGUCGGUGACGGGUUGGUUACCAGAACCCCAGGGUGAAAGAGGAUUCAUUUUAAAAUGACUUGCUUAGUAUAAGCCGAAGGAUCUUCAGCAUUAAGAAUAAAUCGGUUAAAUUACAAAUUGACAAAAGAAAUUGGCAAAAUCGUUAAUAGUAAAAACAACAAAAUGUAACGGUUCAUGGACUCAUCAUUUCAGUACUGUUAUUCAUUUGUAACUUGAGUGUCCGUGUGUUUCGUGUUCUCCUUGUCUGGCAUGUCCUCAUUGUGUCUGUUGAAACAUUUAUGUUUGACUUGUGCUUUACUGUCAGUUUGUCACCGGUCGAUUCAUUUGAAGGUAACUGUAUCGAUGAAAAGGCUGGCAAAUGAACCUGAAAACAUUGGCCGAAAGUAUCUGACCUGCAGGUUUGACAAGGCCAUCGUUGAUUCAACUCUAUCUGGCCACUUUAGUUUUAUUUUUUUCCCUACUAUUUUCAGCCAAUUUCUAGUUUUAUUUGAACCAUGAAAUAAUAGUUAGAAUCAGGUAAUGAAGUACUAAAGAAUGCUUAAUACUCAUAAUAUAAUCCUACUUAAUAAUACAUACCCAUUAUGUUGUAGAUAGUAUAAUAUGACAAAUAUUUCCAUAAUGCUCUCAUCCUAAAAUGUAAUUAUUAAAAUGCAGCUCGAUUGUCUUUCGUUUCACUUAAUCAAUCAAUGAAUUCAAGAACCAUAAAAAAAUUCUCAAUCAUUCAGGUUUCAUAUUAUAUCUUUGCUGAUUUAUCAGCAAUGGUGAUUUAUUUGUAAUUUCUGGGCAACUAAUUAACCAAUAAGUUAGCAAUUCAAUUGCUUUAAGUCCAUAGGAAUCCGAAGUAGGCUAUGUGUGCUGUGUGACCGACUGACUACACAGAGAAAGUAUGGGACUGUGAAUAGAAUACACUUUUAUAGGACUAUGUUUGUCCUGCUCAUACAAAUCAUGAGUCCCCAUUCGAGGCUCAUUUGACAUUGACUGUAUUUCCCUGCGUGGCAAACGCAUCUAGUCCGACGGGUGGUUGACAGCAGGCGGCCGUUAUUCCAAACGAUGAUAUCAACCCGAACUGCUGCAUCGUCAUAAUGCUGAUCAUCGUACCGACCUGCCGCCUGCUGUCCUGCUCUGAUACGUGCACUCUGUACACAUGCAGUGUCGAGAGCGAAAAUGAAAACCGCUCCGUGUUCAGGCAUCUCCAUUCAGGGAAAGACUGCGUUUUAAACUCUAACAAAAACCUCCGCGUAAAUAUGGUGUGGAUGUUGACACCACGUUUUUCUCAGGAUGACAACAGAAUUAAUCUAUACUUUGGACUGGUAGCUUGAAGCUUCCCGUUGGUGGUGUUGUAGUUAUUUAUGACACAUUGCUUCCACCCAGUGGAACAAAAACGCCACUGCAGCAAUAAAACCCGACGUCUUUGCGCCUGCGCGUCAUUGAGAUCGGGCAAGGGCUGAUGUGGCUUCACAUCAUAACGAACACAGUGUAUUUCAUUUAUUUUUAAUUUACCAUAUUUAUUACAAAGUUAUUUAUACCGAACAUUUCAUGGCGUCGAAGGAAUACAAGGAUAUUUGCAUUUCGCUUUUCACUGCUUAGUAAGCCAUUUGGCCCAUAUAUGUCAUUAUUUUAAUUUGUCGCUAAGGCAAUGUUCUUUUCUGUGUUAGACGUCUUAGACCAUUGCAAAAAUAAAUAGAUCCCAUUGACACCGAGAGCAUCACCACGAUAUCUGACAUUAGAUCCAGCCACUAGAUCAUCUCUACUGCAGCUGUAUCGAUAAGUAGACGCUUUGCCACUCAGCAGUUCAGGUGGGAUCAAUGAGGGUCAGUUCUCCUCAUAAUGGAACCAAGUUUGUCAUUAGUCACUGAGUGUCUGAGUGACAGAAAAUGUACUGCAUCAUCCCGGGUCUCCAAGAUUUAAUUUAUUAUUUUCUUGGUAACAAUCUCUAGUUGAUUUUUUUCUGUAAGACUUUACUGAUUUUUUUUGUAAAGAAAAAAGACUACUGUAUAUCACGUUUAUAUUCUGUUCAUGUAUAGCCUACUUUAUUAAUAAGGGGAACAAUUUGAUUGUAAAUCAUGUAUGUUUGAGAACAAUAUGUGCCUAUGCCUUGUGACUAAACUCAAUAGUGAUU